This is a messenger RNA of Portunus trituberculatus (swimming crab), 1131 nucleotides long. Its product is annotated as zinc finger matrin-type protein 5-like. Bases 497 to 781 code for a protein of 94 amino acids. Lineage: Eukaryota; Metazoa; Arthropoda; Malacostraca; Decapoda; Portunidae. The record is from RefSeq and is a predicted model, not a curated record. Gene Ontology annotation, cellular component: U12-type spliceosomal complex. The transcript is spliced from 6 exons. Gene Ontology annotation, molecular function: metal ion binding.
CGCCGCCGCCGCGCUGUGCCGCCAACGUCCGUCCCAUCCCUCCCCGCAUACUUAGCAAAAUAUGGAGUGUUUUGCGGGUGUUUCCAGAGGAUCUAAAGCCUUGUUAUGUACGAGUAGAUUGGGGAGGUGGAGGAGGAAGGGAGAGGAGGAGCGUGGAGAAGAGAGAAGAGGAGAUGGAACUUUAAAAAGAAGAGACGUGGCAGGAGACUGUUUGUUGACAAGAGGAGAGAAAGAAGAAGAAGAGGAGGAGAUCAACACGAGCAUUUCCACUCGUCUUCCAUUCCUGACACUCUUGACAGUCUGACAGAAUGAUCUCCGACGUGCAGCUGGCCGUGUUCGUCAACAUUCUGGGUGUGUCACUGUUCCUCAUGGUCGUGUUGUACCACUACAUCGCCGCCAACAACCCCAGGAGUCACUAGCAAGGUGGUGGGACCCUUGGGGAGGACGCAAGGCAGCUUACUGGAGGGAAGCAGGAGGAGGAGGAGGAGGAGCCACCAUGGUGAAGAGAUACUACUGUGACUUCUGUGACUGUUCCUACCCAUACAGUGAUGAGGCAUUCAGGAAGCACCGCACUGGCCACCACCACAUCAAGCGUCGCAGGGCUCACUAUGAUCAGUUCAAGAAUGCACGGGAGAGGCUGGAGGACGACGCCAAGAAAAGCAAGUGUCGUCGUUUUCUCUCGGGCCAGGAGUGUUCUUUUGGUGACUCCUGCGUGUUCUCCCACCUCACCCCGGCCGGCACCGAGGCACUCCAAAAGCUGGCACAAGAGAGGAGGAACUAGAACACAAGAUGCAAAUCCCAACAGCACAAAGGGAAGGACUGGAUCUCUCUGUUGACUCCUGGCUCAAGAAAAGAACAGUGUCUCUAACUGAUGACCCUGACACCAUGCCUGGCCCUGCUCCUGACCCUGUAGAGAUCCUGGCACCUCUCAACACCCCCCUGCCACCUGCUCUCCUCUCCCUUCCUCACCUACCCCCUUCUCUUGCCCCUGUGACACCUCAAUGUUAUCUUCAAGGGGAGUUUGCUACCUGGGGUUAAUUUGGGUGGGUUUAAAUGGAUGAAUUGUUUUUAUUUUUCUUUUAUUUGGAAGGUUUACAUGGAGCUAUGAUACAAAUAAAUGUUGGAAAGUGA